Ochotona princeps (American pika) is the source of this 2547-nucleotide messenger RNA. It is a transcript of the gene FOXA1, whose product is annotated as forkhead box A1. The coding region runs from base 439 to 1839 and encodes 466 amino acids. NCBI's taxonomy places the organism in Eukaryota, Metazoa, Chordata, Mammalia, Lagomorpha, Ochotonidae. The transcript is spliced from 2 exons. The record is from RefSeq and is a predicted model, not a curated record. Gene Ontology annotation, biological process: cell differentiation; regulation of transcription by RNA polymerase II; anatomical structure morphogenesis. Gene Ontology annotation, molecular function: DNA-binding transcription factor activity, RNA polymerase II-specific; protein domain specific binding; RNA polymerase II cis-regulatory region sequence-specific DNA binding.
GCGCGCGUCGGGCCGGACUGGCGGGCGGCCGCCUCGCAGGUGCACCUCGGGCUUUGUAGGUGCGAGCGUCUUUGUGCUGCGGACAAAUGGGGAGAGGACGAGGAGGUGGGCACUCGAGCGACGUAAGAUCCACAUCAGCUCAACUGCACUCGCCUUGCAGAGGCCGCCCGCUCAGUUCCCGCCGAGGCGCUCCCCGGCGCCGCGCUCCGCGGCAGCCGCCUGCCCCCGGUGCUGCCCCCGCCCGCCGCGCCGCCACCGCCGCCGCCACCGCGCACGCCGCGCCCCGCAGCGCCGGGCUCCCUCCUCCCAGGGGUGGCGUUGGGCCGGCGCCGGCGCUCGGGUGACUGCAGCUCCUCGGCUCCCCUCCCCCGCGCGCCGCGCGGCCGCCCGUCGCCUCGCACUGGGCUGGAUGGUUGCAACGGGUAGGGUGGCUCCAGGAUGUUAGGGACUGUGAAGAUGGAAGGGCAUGAGAGCAGCGACUGGAACAGCUACUACGCGGACACGCAGGAGGCCUACUCCUCCGUCCCGGUCAGCAACAUGAACUCGGGCCUGGGCGCCAUGAACUCCAUGAACACCUACAUGACCAUGAACACCAUGACCACCAGCGGCAACAUGACGCCGGCUUCCUUCAACAUGUCCUACGCCAACCCGGGCUUGGGCGCCGCCGGCCUGAGUCCCGGCGCCGUGGCCGGCAUGCCUGCGGGCUCGGCGGGCGCUAUGAACAGCAUGACCGCGGCGGGCGUGACGGCCAUGGGGACGGCGUUGAGCCCCGGCGGCAUGGGUGCCAUGGGCGCGCAGCCCGCCGCCUCCAUGAACGGCCUGGGCCCCUACGCGGCCGCCAUGAACCCGUGCAUGAGCCCCAUGGCGUACGCCCCGUCCAACCUGGGGCGCAGCCGCGCGGGGGGCGGCGGCGACGCCAAGACGUUCAAGCGCAGCUACCCGCACGCCAAGCCGCCCUACUCGUACAUCUCGCUCAUCACCAUGGCCAUCCAGCAGGCGCCCAGCAAGAUGCUCACGCUGAGCGAGAUCUACCAGUGGAUCAUGGACCUCUUUCCCUACUACAGGCAGAACCAGCAGCGCUGGCAGAACUCCAUCCGCCACUCGCUCUCCUUCAACGACUGCUUCGUCAAGGUGGCGCGCUCCCCGGACAAGCCGGGCAAGGGCUCCUACUGGACGCUGCACCCCGACUCCGGCAACAUGUUUGAGAACGGCUGCUACUUGCGCCGCCAGAAGCGCUUCAAGUGCGAGAAGCAGCCCGGGGCCGGCGGCGGCGGCCCCAAGGGCGGCCCUGAGAGCCGCAAGGACCCCUCGAGUGCGGCUCACCCGGGCGCCGACUCGCCCCUUCAUCGGGGAGUGCACGGGAAGGCCGGCCAGCUAGAGGGCGCGCCCGCCCCCGGGCCCGCCGCCAGCCCCCAGACUCUGGACCACAGCGGGGCUGCGGCGGCGACAGGGGGCGCCUCGGAGUUGAAGACUCCAGCCUCCUCGUCCGCGCCCCCGAUCAGCUCCGGGCCCGGGACGCUGGCCUCGGUGCCCCCCUCCCACCCGGCGCACGGCCUGGCCCCCCACGAGUCCCAGCUGCACCUGAAAGGGGAUCCCCAUUACUCCUUCAACCACCCUUUCUCCAUCAAUAACCUCAUGUCGUCCUCGGAGCAGCAACACAAGCUGGACUUCAAGGCCUACGAGCAGGCCCUGCAGUACUCACCCUACGGCGCCGCGCUGCCGGCCAGCCUGCCGCUGGGCAGCGCCUCGGUGGCCACCAGGAGCCCCAUCGAGCCCUCCGCCCUGGAGCCAGCCUAUUACCAAGGUGUGUAUUCCAGACCCGUCCUAAACACUUCCUAGCUCUCGGGACUUGGGGUUUGUCUGGCGAGACCAAGCUGGUAGCAGGAGAGGAAGGAAAAAAAGAAAAGAAAAGAAAGAAAGAAAGAAAGAAAAAAAAACAGCGAACAGAACCACACACACCAAACUGCAAACAGCUUAAUAAAAUCCCAACAAAUACUUUCAUGUUGUUUCUCGUGCACAGUCGUUCCCCCAGUGCAAAGGACUGUUACUUUAUUAUUGUAUUCAAAGCUCGUUGUGUAGAUUAUGACAAAACCAACCAACCCCCAAAGCAACCAUUUUUCCCCUGCGAAGCUGAAUGAUCCACGAGUGUGUAUAUAUAUAAAUAUAUAUCAUUCUCCUCCUUCUUGGACUUCUUCCCUUCCUCCCACCUUCCCCUCCAGACAGAUUUUAGUCUGGACAGGGCUUAUUUAAAGGGGAAAAAAAAUAAGAAAAAAUGGUCAAGUUUGUAAAAUAUUUGUGUUAUCCCCCCUUCCUACCUGACUUCCUUCCAUACACACACGAGUUUACAGGUCUGUGGCAAUACUCUUAAACCGUAAGAAUUGAAGCAAAGCAAAAAGCAAGUAGACGCCAGGGACUGUUGAAAGAAUGGACAGACAACAGUGCUGCUACACAGCAAGAGAGAAACAUUGCAAACACCAGAGCCAUUUUUUUUUUCAGCUUAACAUUUCUGGUCCCUCCGGAUAGCAGGUGUCUUUAAAGGAAAGGCAC